Molecule: messenger RNA, 645 nt
Organism: Quercus lobata
Lineage: Eukaryota; Viridiplantae; Streptophyta; Magnoliopsida; Fagales; Fagaceae
Exons: 2
Coding region: 1-645 (214 amino acids)
Molecular function (GO): nucleic acid binding
Source: RefSeq, a predicted model, not a curated record
AUGCCGGGAAUUGACGGACGUGUGAUAGAGCAUAGUCUUAAUAUCAACCCAAUGAAGAAGCUCGUCCAAAAAAAGAGACGAGUAUUCGCCCCAAAGCGAAACAAAGCAGUUAUGGAAGAGGUAGAAAAGCUCUUGACUUUAGGAUUUAUUCAAGAGGUUUACUACCCCGAAUGGCUUGCCAAUGUUGUCAUGGUAAAAAAGUCCAAUGGAAAGUGGAGAAUGUGUGUGGACUUCACAGACUUAAAUAAUGCAUGCCCUAAAGACAGUUUUCCCCUUCCCAGAAUUGACCAGCUCGUUGAUUCAACAGCUAUCCAUGAAUUGCUAACCUUCAUGGAUGCUUUUUCAGACCCAGAUCAGGAAGCAAAGUACUGGAUGAUCUAUGCAGAUGGCUCGUUUGUCGCAAUACUUGGAGGCUUCAGUGUAAUUAUGACAUUGCCUGAGAAGGAUGUCAUUAAGUAUGGAGUUCAACUCCAAUUUCCAGCGAUGAACAACGAAAUGGAGUACGAAGAAAUCCUUACUAACAUGAGAAUUGCAAAAGCCCUAGAGAUAAAAAAUUUGAAGCUAAGAACCGAUUCUAAGUUGAUUGUUGGGAAAAUAACCAAUGAGUACAAAAAAAGAAGAAGAAAGAAUGAAGAGGUACCUUAA